Messenger RNA from Archocentrus centrarchus (flier cichlid), 1306 nucleotides. RefSeq names its product leukocyte elastase inhibitor-like. The transcript is spliced from 9 exons. Gene Ontology annotation, biological process: negative regulation of endopeptidase activity. Lineage: Eukaryota; Metazoa; Chordata; Actinopteri; Cichliformes; Cichlidae. The coding region runs from base 30 to 1205 and encodes 391 amino acids. Gene Ontology annotation, molecular function: serine-type endopeptidase inhibitor activity. The record is from RefSeq and is a predicted model, not a curated record.
AUCAGGAUCGACAGAGACUCAAAGACACAAUGGCAUCAUCAGUCCCUUUAUCCAAGGCUUGCACCACCUUCUGUCUGGCUAUGCAGAAAAAGCUGAGUGAGGAGGACAACACUGCAAAUAUCUUCUUCUCCCCGAUCAGCAUCUCUUCAGCCCUGGCUAUGGUGAUGCUGGGGGCGCAGGGCAACACGGCCACACAGAUGUCAGAGGUUUUCUCUGACUGCUCACAGUGUCUGAAGCCUGAGGCUGGUGAGGAUGAUGUUCACGCCGCAUUUGCCAAACUACUAACUGAGCUGAAUAAGGCUGAUGCUCCGUAUUCCCUCAGUCUUGCCAACAGACUUUACGGGGAACAGUCCUAUGAGUUUGUCAAGGAAUUUUUAAAUAACACCAAAAAGUACUACAAGGCUGAGCUCGAGUCUGUGGACUUUAAAGGCAAUCCAGAGAAGGCCAGGGUCCACAUUAACAGCUGGGUGGAGAAGCAGACAAAAGAGAAGAUCAAGAACUUGCUCGAUCAGGACGCAGUGAAUGGCCUGACGAAGAUGGUUCUCGUGAGCGCCAUUUACUUCAAAGGCAAAUGGAACAAGCAGUUUGAGAAGGAGAGGACUGUUGAUGUGCAGUUUCGAUUGAACAAGAAAGUCACUAAGCCAGUGAAGAUGAUGCACCAGACAAGUAAAUUUGCGUUUGCGUCCAUUCCUGAGGCCAGCUGCAAGAUUCUAGAGAUGCCCUAUAAAGGAAACGACCUCAGCAUGCUCAUAUUCCUGCCUGAUGACAUCGAGGACGAUACAACAGGCCUGCAAAAACUGCAGAAGCUGCUGACCUAUCAGAACUUCGUGGACUGGACGCAUCCAGAUAAGAUGAGGCAAACUGAAGUUGAAGUGCAGCUCCCUCGAUUCAAGAUGGAGGAGAAAUACGACUUGAAAAAGCUCCUGACAAGCAUGGGAAUGGAGGACGCAUUUGAUAGCAGCAAGAGUAACUUCUCUGGAAUGUCUCCAGCAAAUGAUCUGUUUGUGUCCAAAGUUGUCCACAAGGCUUUUGUGGAUGUAAAUGAAGAAGGAACUGAGGCUGCUGCUGCCACUGGGAUUGCCAUAGGGGUAACCUCUAUAACGAUUCCUGUUGAGUUCAUUGCUGACCACCCCUUCCUUUUCUUCAUCAGGCAUAACACCACUAAGAAUAUUCUCUUUGUGGGACGGUUCUGUUCCCCCAAGUAAACACUAUUUGACACUGACAUGAAUGAAUUAUAAGACAUAUAUAUAAAAGAUUUUGUAAGGUAAGCCUAGCUUACACAAAUGGAUUAAAGAAGUUUUGUUAA